This is a messenger RNA of Vespula vulgaris, 2028 nucleotides long. Its product is annotated as neuronal acetylcholine receptor subunit alpha-10-like. The transcript has 9 exons. Gene Ontology annotation, molecular function: acetylcholine-gated monoatomic cation-selective channel activity; transmembrane signaling receptor activity. NCBI's taxonomy places the organism in Eukaryota, Metazoa, Arthropoda, Insecta, Hymenoptera, Vespidae. The record is from RefSeq and is a predicted model, not a curated record. The coding region runs from base 17 to 1459 and encodes 480 amino acids. Gene Ontology annotation, cellular component: postsynaptic membrane; synapse; neuron projection. Gene Ontology annotation, biological process: nervous system process; chemical synaptic transmission; signal transduction.
GUCGUCCUUCAACUCCAUGUCGCCUUCUCUCGGUCUCUUCCUUCGCUACGGAAUUUUGGCGGUUAUUUUUAAGAAUGGUUUCUGUGACGAACACGAAUACAGAUUGACAAAAUACUUGUUGGAUGGAUACGAUGCCGCUGUGAGACCAGCAAAAAAUUCCUCUCAACCUUUGGCCGUUGUCUUUGGUCUUUCUCUUCAUCAUAUCAUCGAUGUGGAUGAAAAAAAUCAAAUACUAACCACUAAUUGUUGGGUCACGCAAAUUUGGACCGAUCAUCAUUUGAAAUGGAAUAUCUCGGAUUUCGCAGGAAUUCGAGUAAUUCGUGUCCCAUACAAUCGAGUUUGGAGACCUGAUAUUAUACUCUAUAACAACGCAGAUCCGCAGUACAGUUCAGCGAUUAUAAAUACAAACGUGAUCGUCAGUCACACGGGCGAAGUAGUAUGGCUCAGUCAUGGUAUUUUUCGUAGCAGCUGUGACAUAGAUGUUGAAUUUUUUCCGUUCGACGAACAAAGGUGUGCCUUGAAGUGGGCAUCUUGGACUUACGAUGGAUAUCAGCUCGAACUUGAGAAACAGAGCGAAAAAGGCGAUGUAACUAAUUAUAAAGCAAAUGGUGAAUUCGAUCUCGUGAAUUUUUCUGCCAGACGAAACAUCGAGUAUUAUUCGUGUUGUCCAGAACCUUACCCGGAUAUCACUUAUGAGAUUCGCUUACGACGACGAUCCAUGUUUUACGUCUUCAAUCUCAUCCUUCCUUGUAUACUUAUCAACGGUAUCGCUCUACUGGUAUUCUAUGUACCUUCGGAAUCUGGAGAAAAAGUUACUCUUGGGAUCUCAGCUCUUCUUUCGAUGACCGUCUUUCUAAUGACAAUACGCGAGACUCUUCCACCGACGGAAAAGACACCUUUGAUCAGUCUCUAUUAUGGAGUAAGCAUUUGUCUCGUGUCGUUCGCGUCAGGAUUAGCGGUAUUGACUUUGAAUUUACAUCAUCGUGGCACGAGAGUACCCGAAGUUGUGAGAUCGUUAUUCCUACACAAGCUGGCAAGAAUAGUGUUUCUUAAUUUUCAAGAAGAAAAUAAGCCGGGAUCUGCAGAAUCGAUGAGAAAGGUAAAUAGUUGUCCAUUACAUUCUAAAACUGAUUUACCUCAACAACAAAUGACGUCACCUAAGCACGUUAAGAGAAAGCAGGAUGACGAUAGCAGCAGUCCUAAUCUUCAUUUUGGAAAAGAUACUAAUUUGGAAACUCAGUGGACUCGCAUUUUGGGAAGAGUGCAUGCUACUAUUGAGAGCAACGAGAGACGUCUAGCUGAACAAGAUAAAAGAGAAAGAACGGAAUUAGAAUGGAAACAAAUCGCUCUUGUUAGCGAUCGUAUAUUGUUAGGUAUUUUCUUUCUUAUGACUGUCGUUAGCACAGCUGUUAUUUUAUACGGUUCACCACCUACUACGGAAAGCAAAAACGAUGACUAAUCGUAGAAAUUAUUUUAGAUUUUAUUAAAGUCAAUUUUGUAUAAAACGUCAAAUUACAAUUGUUCGCUAUGUCGAUUAUAUUUAAUCAUAUAAUAUAUAUAAAAAAAGAAAACAUUAAAUUAUUAGAAUGACAGUAAUUAAACAAGCAAAUAAGACUUCGAAACUCGUUGUAUAGUUCGAUUGUGAUUUCUUUUUUUCGUGCGGCUAAUAUUAAGAGCAUGUUUAGCUAUACUUUUUUACACUGUGGAAUUUAAUAAUCAUAAGUUUACUUGUUAAAGAGAGACGUCAUUGUAAAUAUUAUAUCGAGUAUUAUAUACGAAUACCUAUCUCAGCUGCAUAAUUCAAUCGAUAAUUCAGUGAGUAAUAAAUAAUAAGAUAUAAUUGCUAUUUUAUUAAAUUUCAAGUAAUGUUUGCUUACAGUAUUUACUUCUUAUAAUUAAUUUAAAUUCUUAUGAAAAAUAUACGGUAUUAAAGUUGGAAAAUAUUAAGCCAAGGAAAGGUUCGUUUAAAAGUAUAAUGUUAUAUAGAAUUGUUACAAAUUAUGUAGUAAUAAAUAUCUUCAAAUAGCA